This is a messenger RNA of Athene cunicularia (burrowing owl), 5386 nucleotides long. It is a transcript of the gene NAGA, whose product is annotated as alpha-N-acetylgalactosaminidase. NCBI's taxonomy places the organism in Eukaryota, Metazoa, Chordata, Aves, Strigiformes, Strigidae. Gene Ontology annotation, molecular function: alpha-galactosidase activity. Gene Ontology annotation, cellular component: cytoplasm. The transcript has 8 exons. The record is from RefSeq and is a predicted model, not a curated record. Bases 94 to 1416 code for a protein of 440 amino acids. Gene Ontology annotation, biological process: glycoside catabolic process; glycosylceramide catabolic process; oligosaccharide metabolic process.
CGGCAUCAUGUGAGCGGGGCCGGGCCAGGCCGGAAUGGGCUGGGGUGAGGAGGGGAAGGGAGGGCACAGGAGCUCUGUGCACCGGCGGCAGCGAUGGGGUCGGCGGUGCUGAGCGGGCUGGCCUUGGCCUUGGCCUUGGUCUUGGCCCUGGCCCUGGCCCUGGCCCUACCCUCCGUGGCCCUGGAAAACGGGCUGGCGCUCACCCCCCCCAUGGGCUGGCUGGCCUGGGAGAGGUUCCGCUGCAAUGUGGACUGCCGGGCGGACCCCCGCAACUGCAUCAGUGAGACGCUCUUCUUUGAGAUGGCAGACCGCCUGGCAGAGGAUGGCUGGAGGGAGCUGGGCUACCAGUACAUCAACAUUGACGACUGCUGGUCUGCCAAGCAGCGGGACGUGGCGGGACGGCUGAUUCCUGACCCAGAGAGGUUUCCCAGGGGGAUUAAGGCUCUGGCUGACUACGUCCAUGCCCGUGGCCUGAAGCUGGGAAUUUACGGUGACCUGGGCACCCUCACAUGUGGGGGCUACCCAGGCACUACACUGGACCGUGUGGAGCAGGAUGCCCAGACCUUUGCAGAGUGGGGUGUGGACAUGCUGAAGCUGGAUGGGUGCUACUCGUCGGGAGAGGAGCAGGCACAGGGCUACCCAGAAAUGGCAAGGGCCUUGAACGCCACAGGCCGCCCCAUCGUCUACUCCUGCAGCUGGCCAGCAUAUCAGGGGGGGCUCCCCCCCAAGGUGAACUACACCAUCCUGGCAAAUGUCUGCAACCUGUGGCGUAACUACGAUGACAUCCAGGACUCCUGGGACAGUGUACUUUCCAUCCUGGACUGGUUCUCUGCAAACCAGGAUGUGCUGCAGCCGGCAGCUGGCCCUGGACACUGGAAUGACCCAGACAUGCUUAUCAUUGGAAAUUUUGGCCUUAGCAAUGAGCAGUCACGCUCCCAAAUGGCGCUGUGGACAGUGAUGGCAGCUCCACUCCUCAUGUCCACGGAUCUUCGCACCAUAUCCCCGAGCGCCAAGGAGAUCCUGCAGAACCGCCUGAUGAUCCAGAUCAACCAGGAUCCCCUAGGAAUCCAAGGGCGCAGGAUUGUCAAGGAGAAAUCCCACAUCGAGGUGUUCCUGCGCCCGCUGUCCCAGGGUGCCAGUGCCCUCGUCUUCUUCAGCCGGAGGACAGAUAUGCCCUUCGUCUACACCACCAGCUUGGCCAAGCUCCACUUUCCCCAGGACACCGUGUAUGAGGCACAAGAUGUGUACAGUGGGAAGAUCAUGAGUGGCUUAAAAACAGGAGACAGCUUCUCGGUCGUUAUUAACCCCUCAGGGGUGGUGAUGUGGUAUCUCUACCCCAUGGCGCUCCCAGCGCAGUCCUGGCAUGUUGUCAGACAGCAAGCUCUCAGCAAGAGUUUCCGCCCCGUCCUCCUGUGACAAGGCUCAGUGGACGGGAGUGUGGGUCAGUGCCGGCAUGAGCUGCGAGACCCUGGGACACAUGGCUCUUCACUAUACAAGUGCCUUUCGCUGAAGUGCCCAGCAGUGCUGGGGUGUGACCAUUCCUCCAGUAACAGCUUGAUUAUGUCUACUCACUCUGUGUAGAGCAGGAAUUCUUGUUACCUGCCUCCUAAGGGUGUGCAGAGCAUAAUUCCUUGGUGAUUGCAAAGCCCUGUGAGAUACUCCUGUGGAAGAUGUCGUACAAGCAGAGUCCAGUCACUGUUGGGAGCUGGUCAGCUCUGACACCUGAGUGCUGCUUCAAGCUGAAUACCACUGACUGCUGCAGGGGCUGUUUGAAUAUCUGUCAAAAGGCUUUGGAUGCUUUAGUAUCUUCUAGGUUAGUGACACCUCCCCCCCACCAUGUGUGAUGGCAUUACCCUCAAGUAUCAGACUUGGUCACCUUCCUUCCUUUGCUGUAAUCAGCUUGGCUUAGAAUAAGGGGCUGUCAAUAGGGCUGCAUCCUUCCAAUGUACCCUCCUGUCCUGGUUUAAACCUGGCUGGCAACUAAGCACCACACAGCUGCUUGCUCACCCUCCCCUACCCUGGGGGAGGAGGGGAAAGAAGCGGAGGGGUAAAGGUAAGGAGACUUGUAAAUUGAGAUAAAAGCAAUUUAAUAAUUGAAAUAAAAUAAUAAUGGUUAUUAGAAUAAUAGUAAUAAUAGAAUAUAUAGAUGAGUAAUGCACAGUAGAAUUGCUCACUACCUGCUGACCGAUGCUCAGCCCAUUCCUGGAUAGUGAUCCUAGAGCAGAGAAAAUCCUGAAACCACAAUCCCCGAAGAGCAAGAUGUAUGAUAUGGAAUAUUCCAUUGGACAGUUCAGGUCUGCUGCUCUGGCUCUGCUCCCUCCCAGCUUCUUGUGCACCUGUGUUUUAGCAGGACAUGGGAAGUUGGAGAGUCCUUGAUUUCGUAGCAACAACUAAAACCAAUCAGUAUAUUAUCAACACUCUUAUGCCAAAUCCCAUACUGAAUCCAAAACACAUCAUUAUCCUAGCUACUAAGAAGAAAAAUUAACUCUGUCCCACCUGAAACCAAGACACCUCCCCAGGACCAAGAGCUCCUGGAGGUAUGAUGGUCCUGUGCAGAGAUGUUUUGCUUGCAGGCCUUGCUCCUGCUGCCAGGAUCCUGGAGGCCAGCACUACAUCAGCCUACCACGCAUGCUAGCAUUGUAUUAAAGCCCCUCUGGUAUUAGAUCACAGCAAAGCAAAAACCUCCACUGGUCAUGUACAACCCCAGCAGCCUUGCUGUGGUACAGCACCAAAAACUGCAGAGCCGUAGUGUGUUGUGCACAAAGCAGUGUCAGGAAGAUGCAAAUGCUCAGCUGAGGUUGUCUUUUUCGUUGGGAGAUGGUCACAGUUGCCUCCCAGCAGCAAGUUGCAGCUUGUUCUUGCUCUACGCAGGGAAUUCCUGCUGAAAGGGGGCUCAGGCCCUCUUCCAGCAGGCUGAGCACUCGGAGCUUCUCAGGGAAAGGCUCCUCCUCCUCCCAAAGACAGCUCCAUCCACAGCUCCAUCCUGAGGAGGAGCCUGCACUAGUAAACUGGAAGUGAGUAGUGGGACAGACUAAAGCCCUCAACUGCUUCACCUUCAUACAGCACACAUCCCAUGAGGAGUUUAAGAGCAGACAUGACCUGCCCCAACUGCCUUGGAGCAAGGUGCAGCAUUUGUGAAGAUUGCUUCUUAAAAUUGCAGCCCAGGGACACCGACACAAGAUUAAGCCUGAGACCGAGGAAAUAAAGGGGAAAAAAAAAUUAGUAUCCCAUUUCUGUGCAGAUGCUGGAGGGUUCCUGGUCAUCCACUUACUCUGGUUCCUGCAGGAUCAAAUGUCUGAUUCUGGCCACUUCCAGAAACUUUGUCUGAGUGCAGCGCAAAGAUACUGAACACGAUGCUUGCCAUGCUAACAAGAAAGGACAAGUGCACUUCAUGUCUUUAUACAGGAACUGGCUUUGUUCUUGGGGAGCGAUUGAGACAAAUUAACUAAAAUAAAGGGGAAGCAGAUUACAGACUCUCCGUUUCAUGUUUAUUCAGUGUUGCUAGCUACAACUACAUGGUUAAUGUAGGAUUACAGUACCAUUACCUCAAAACAGGAACAACUGUGCAAAGAAACAGAACUGGUUUCCUGCCAGAGACUAGACUGAUGCAUAGUAGGAAAUGGCUUUCCAGUAGUUACAGGUUAGCAGAGCAACAGCUUUCCCUGGCACAAGGGAAAAAAGAUUUUACAGUGCAGAGUUAAGUGCCAUUUUCCUUUACCAUGCAUUUAUUUUUCCCUCACUGAAAAGAAAUUGGCUAGCAAGGACUUCCUCUUAAACACAUGCCUUCCCUCCAGCAGUAAAUUUACAUAGGAGAGGUGCUGUGAAUACAGCCAUAGGGCAUUAGAAGGGUGGUGACAUGAGGACAUGAACAUGUGCCAGUUCUGGGUCUCAGGGUGAGAGCCUUCCACCCUCCCCAGGAAGCAGGAUGAUGAGCCCCACCUUCUUCUCUGGCCCCAGUUACUUGAUUCCAGAUCCAGGUUAGCCAUGCACCAAGGAGAAAGGACUGGUUCACAGCCAACCCGAGAGCAAACCACCAGUGACUGCUGUUUGCUCCAGCCUCCCGUGCAGCAGGCAAGAAUGACGGUGAACACAACACACACAACAGUGAACAGGCAGCUAUAGGUAUCAACACUCUUGUAUUAAAGUGCAAUUCAAAAAGUUAACAAACAUUCAUGGUUGUUUUGGGGUUUUUUUAAGAUAUAGUUAUUAGAAUAUCUCUAACUCAGACUUAAAAGGUGUUUAUAGAGGUACUUCCCCCUAUGCAGGGCUAAUUUAGGAAUUCACACAUGGAAGUCUCACUUACUGGAGAGACCUGACAUGCAGGGAAGUAAGAAGGGAAACAUUCCUUCCCCUUCACUGUGAAGGUAGGAAGGCUGUACAAAGAAUUACAAUCACCCCGUAUGUAAAGGAUCACCAGACUAGAGGAACUCUCUUCAGAGCAGGUUUAAUGGCACUAUGUCCUAAGGAAGAAGGAAAGGUUGUGGCUGAGCAGCCACUCUGCAGGAGAGCUGAGCAUCAGUAACAUCCACCCCAGACAGUGGUUUUCAGCUGAGAGCGGGCACUGCACCCCUAAGCAACCCAACUCUGGAAUUCCAGUGCUGACUCUCCCACGCUGCUCAGAUGUAGUCAUACACAUGCUGGCUGUAGUGGGCUGAGGAAGAGAUGAAGGCCAGUUUUCCCCCGUGGAGCUAGCUCACAGCACAAGCUUGCUCAGCAGAGGGAGUCAGGGCUACAGGACCUGUCUCCUGACAAGGCUAGUGCCAGGUCAACUUCCUAAUGGAACAUAUUUUGCUCCAAGGCAAGCAGCCUCCUGUGCAGCACUUGACUCCAUUACGCUUGAAUAACAGCUGCUUGACACAAGAUCACUGCACAGAUAUAUGAGACCUGCUUCGAUGAGAGGGAAAGGAAGACCGAUUUGCACACCUGCCAGUCUCAACUCCCUGCCCUGUGGCACACCUUUGUUUGCUUCAAUGCCUACAAAGGCAGGCUGACUGGGGCCCAUCCCCUUCCCUCUUGCAUAGUUCAAGGCUUCAGUGUCUCUUAGGAUGAACUUCCCAAGACUGGUAGUCUAGAACAUAAAACACACUGUUCCAGCACGAUACAGGACUUCCAGAGUCCCAUCUCACAGUGAGCUGUGCCAGAAUUUAAGGGAAUUUAACACCUUUCUAGGGCACCAAGGGUCUAUGCAAGGAACCUCAUGGCUCUCUAUACCUUUCCCCUUGAGUGGUGCUUCAGAAGUCAAAAGUUUGGCAUUCCAAGUAGUUUUACUCCAAGAUCCCAGAGCCUUCAUAUUUUAGUCCUAGAUUAGUGAUGUAGUCUACUGGUGGUUUAAGGAGUAGUCCAUCUCUCUCCUCAAGCCAAUGGCAGAGCAAAAAGCGCUUCAACC